Nicotiana tabacum (common tobacco) is the source of this 1036-nucleotide messenger RNA. Lineage: Eukaryota; Viridiplantae; Streptophyta; Magnoliopsida; Solanales; Solanaceae. The record is from RefSeq and is a predicted model, not a curated record.
AACAAAAGUUACUGGUUCAAAUUUCAUAGGGCAUGGCUGGAGGAGAAUUGGUUGUAACUCCUGUUGAAAAUACUGGAUUUUGUCCAGAGGAUGCCACCAUAGUAGGGAACACCUGCUUAUAUGGAGCGACAGGUGGUCAAGUAUUUGUCAGAGGUAAAGCAGGGGAGCGUUUUGCUGUGAGGAAUUCUCUUGCUCAAGCUGUUGUAGAAGGCACUGGGGACCACUGUUGUGAGUACAUGACAGGAGGGUGUGUUGUGGUGCUUGGAAAGGUUGGUAGAAAUGUAGCUGCUGGUAUGACUGGGGGUUUGGCAUACAUUCUUGAUGAGGAUGAUACCCUUAUAUCUAAGGUAAACAAGGAGAUUGUUAAGAUCCAGAGAGUGGUUGCUCCGGUGGGUCAAAUGCAGCUAAAGAGCCUAAUCGAAGCCCAUGUGGAAAAAACGGGCAGCACGAAAGGCUCAACUAUUCUCAAGGAGUGGGACAAAUAUUUGCUACUGUUUUGGCAAUUGGUUCCACCCAGUGAAGAAGACACUCCGGAGGCCAGUGCUGAAUACGAGCAAGCUGCUGCUGGGCAGGUCACUUUGCAGUCUGCAGAGAUACCAUUGAAGUAAAUCUCACACGAGCACAGCCAUGACCAUGGUUCUAAGCAGGAGACAGUUUGUACAGGAAAGAAUGAUAGUCUCCACGGAAGGACGGUGAAGUCUGAGAGAUCAAAACUCUUAAAGGUGCAAGCAACUACCUUUGUUGAACAAAGGGCUGAUCUUUGUGAUGCUUCAGCAGCUGUACAGUGAUGCCGUAGAAACUCUAAAUUCUUGAUAAAUUAUGGCAUAAUAUUGCCGUUGCUACUAUUUGCUUAGCCGAAGAACUUGGAAAUUCAGGUACAAUGUUUUAGACCUGUUACUAGUUCUUGCCCCUCAUUUUUUUCUUUGAGGCGGUUUUCAUGCUCGUGCUUAAUAAGUUGUAACUUGUAUCAUGACAUUGACAAUUUCAUGAAUGUGUAAAUUAAAGUCAUCCAAGCAAAGAUUUGUUUGUUGGCGCA